CUGGGUGAGUCCGGCCCGGUCCAGGCUGUCCACCGGCGGAAAACGGGCCCGAGUCCGUCUAUGAAAAAGUUAACUCGGCUCCCGUGCGGCCGGUGCGCGCGUGGGGUGCGGGGUGGGGGACACUGGCUCCAAACAGAUGGACUCGUUAUAGAGCGCCUGCCAGAUGCGCGUCGAACCGAGCCGAGCCGAGCCACGCUCCUGCCGUGACAUGUUUUUGGUGUGUGCGUGACGUGAACAUGUCCCGCCGCGGCGCGCUGACCCCGUGAAGGAAGGAACCGGACUGAGAGGGCGGCAGAGCCGGGUCAGGGAUGGACGGGACGGCGGAGACCGAACCAGUGGACCUCCGCUGCUCGGAGCAGUCGGAGCUGCUCUCAUUAAUAAUAAGCGGGGAGGAGGAAGCCACGCAGGAGGGCAGCGACCUGGGAGAGGGGGACAGCCUUGCCAAUGGCCACGGAGGUGAAGAAGGGCCUGCAGGCUCGGUCUUGCCCUUCAGAUCCCCAGGGACCAGCUACUGGAGCAUCACUGAGGGCCCUGACCACCCGCUCCUCCUCUCCCCGGCACCGGGACCUUCUGGACGCAAACCCAAGGUCCAGAGGGCUUCGCGUCCAGGCCUGAGCCGCAUCCCUGGCCGCGACCACCGGCGCUACUACCACGAGUACUGGCGCAGUGAGUACCUGAUGGACUUCGACCCCCAGAGGCACGGCAUGAUCUGCAUGGUGUGUGGCAGCUCCCUGGCCACCCUGAAGCUCAGCACCAUCAAGAGACACAUCAGGCAGAAGCACCCAGACUCGCUGCUGUGGAGCGCCGCCGACAAGGAGGUGAUUCGUUCUGGGUGGGAGAGCCACCUGAGCUUCGGGGGUCAGAGGUCAUACACCUCUGGGUCCACACCGUCCCUCCAGGCAGAGGAGGAUUCUAUGCACUGUGGCCAACAUGUUCCAGAAGCAGAAUGUCCAGAUCCUGUUCUGCCUGUGGAGCAGCAGCCUCCCACUCUGUCUCCUCGCUCCGUGGAGGGGCUUCAGCCCAGAGAGGAGGAGCCGGAGCCCCCCGGGCCGUCGGCGCAGACRUUGGAGCGCUACCUGAACGACUCGCUGCACGCCUGGUUCCGCCAGGAGUUCUUGAUGGAGUAUGAGGCGGAGGCCGGCCGACUGCUCUGCAUGGUGUGUGGGACAGAACUGCCCUCGCUGCACUUGGACCACAUCAAGAACCACGUGUUGAACUCGCACCCCAACUCCCUGGUGUACAGCUCGGAGGAGAAGCACUGCAUCCUGCAGGCCUGGGCCCAGGCUCACGAUGAGUCAGAAAACCCAGUCAACCCAGAGUCCAGCACCAAAGAGGACGAGUCGGAGCAGCCUGCUGAGGACGAGAGGAGCACGCUGCCCGCUGACGUGUCCCCGCACGGCCACGCCACUUUAACUCAGGAUCUUUGUCUGAUCGGGGAGGACGGAGGCGUGGACGCUCCUCAGAGGGGGUCCCAGCCCGACCGCCAGCACCGGAGGAGGCGUCUGCGUGGGGGGGACCCCUGGCGGCUCCGCCUGGACUACCUGGUGGCCUACGGCCCUCAGGACCAGGGUACGUUCUGCAUGGUGUGUUCUCAGGUCUUGAAUGAAACCAAGGUCAGCGGUUUCCGCCGCCACAUCCAGGAGUGCCACCCUGAGACCACCACCCUGAGCCAACAGGAGCGGGAAGCCAUGGCUGCUGUCUGGACCAAAGACCCCGCUGCUGGCAGCACCCCCCCAGCAGAACGAAUCCCAGGGGACGAUGUCGUCCUCUGUACCACAGGAAACCCAAACCAGGACACGUCCCCUGAUGUCAGAGCAGCAAAGCAAGACGAGAGCGCGAGUGGAGGCAGGAGCACCGCGGCCACACCCCCCCGUCAGAGUCACUACCCCGGGAAAGACCAGAGACGGAACUACCAGGUGCGCUGGAGGCUGGACUACCUGAUGGACUACGACUGCAGGAGGCACGGUUUGAUCUGCAUGGUGUGUGGAGCCACCCUGGCCACGCUGAAGGUCAGCACCAUCAAGAGACACAUCCAGCAGGUGCACCCUCACUCCCUGCUCUACAGCCCAGAGGACAGGCAGCAAGCCCUGCUGAGCUACAAGCAGACAGCUCUGUCCCUGGUCCACUCUGAGGACUGCUUCUGCCCCCAGGACCACGGACACCCCGACCCCGACCCUGCUCCGGCACACGUUGGCACUUAGACACAGCCUCUGCUCAGAAACCAGCCGCUCACUUUGCUCCAGACAAGCUACUUCAGGUCUUUACUUCAUGCUUUCUUUCUAAACUUGAAAUUUCCCAAACAUCAAGUCAAACUUCUGUGACAGAAUCAACAAAAUCUGAAAGUAAGACCCAGAAUGUAUCACCAUGUCCUCUCACUUCCUGUAGGUUUCUCCAUUAUGUGUGUGGCAGAUUCAGUCUAAUCAGAGCKUGUCGAAGAAAAGGUCCAGGCACUCAUUCAGAUGUCAGGGUUUUCUAAAAGGAGCUGAGUGCAGGACAAAUGUCCAGAACUCACCAUUAAUGUCAUUUACUUCCUAAAAAACACUUUAUGUUCGUUUAUUAGGGGAAGUCAGACAUUUGUAAAAGCCAAAGUUUAGGGUUAAAUGUUUUUGGUUUUAUUCUCACAAAGUGAUUAUUUACAAAUCUCUGGCAGAUUUCACUUUUUUCUGCUAAUUUACAAAAUGAGAGAAUAAUAUAGUUUUUAGUUAAACAUUUUUCUUUCAUGUGAACGUAUGACAUUAGUGUUUUAGAGACUUUAAACAGCACCACCUGCUGUUAUUCUUUACUUCCAGUGGCUCUGAUCUGCAAACAGACCUUGGAAUAGAAGGCUUUAAUUAUUAAUUAAACUAAGUUACCUGCAGCACCUGAUAGUUUAACUACAUGAUUAAUGUCCAGCUUUUUGUUUGGUCCUCUCAGCUGUGGCAACUUUUGCUACUUCAGCCACGAGCUUCAGCCUUCUUCAAAUAAAGAUUGAACAGAAACCGUUCAGGUAGGAGCAGCAGUUUGAGCUGUUCCCUCACAGCCUUUCUACAUGGAGUUUAUAUGAUCUCCUCUCGUGCACACAGACCCAAAUAUACAUGUUCGGUUCACUAGUAACUCUAAUCAUCACGGGGUGUGGGUGAAGGAAACCCAGAACAAAGGAGCUGACAAAUAAAGUGAUCAGAAAGAAAAACCAAACAGAAAAUGUGGAAAAGGCAGUCCAUGUCCAGAGAAACAAUCAUUGAUGGAGAGAGAGCACUUUAACAUGAGGAGGAAAAGCUGAACCAAUGAAGACUGGGUUAUAAAACAGGGUACUGCAUACUUCGUUUUUAAAACGAUUAAAGGAUCUACCAGGAAACUUUUUUUUAUUUUGUGUGUACUUGUGUUUGUUGCCCUUAAAGGACAGUUUCUGGUACACACAUCUAGCUUGAUAAGUUGUAAAAGGCAUGCAGUCACAGUGCAUUAAUUUGAAAAUGGUCCCAGAGUGGUCGUUGGUGCCUCUGGUCCAUCUCCAGAGCAGCCAGAGCUGYGUUCUGACAGAGAGGAGGGGCCUGUGGAAUGAACCGAUCAGUUUAACUCUUUAGUUUGUGACUUAGACAGUAAAAACUGGUUUUACUGCAGUUAAAUCACACUAAGAGCUCCACCAAUCACAGUUAGGACAAACUCCACCCACACAACAAGAAACUCCUGCUAUGUGCUGCAGAGAGCCCUAUUUGUCCUCAGAGGACAGCACUGUCUUCCCAGCAUGCACCUGGUCCUGACCCUGACAUUGUUUAUGUUUAUUUUCCAACAACAAGACAGGAAAUGAACUGUUUCUGUUGAAUCUUUUGAUCGGAUCAAGUUUCCACAACGUUUGCUCCUCGUCAUUAGGAACAUGAGACAUCCCAGCCUCAGUGGACAGACGUCCUCCAUCCUGAGGUUUAACUUGUCAAACAUUAAAUGAAUGUCUGAGUGGACAAACAUCUGUCUCAGUGGACAAACGUCCUCUGUCUCAGUGGACAGAUGUCCUCCGUCCUGAUGUUGAACUGGUCAAACAUUAAAUGAGUACCUGGACUUUUGAAGGUUUAACGCGGCUCUGAACUCUUGAGUUUGUCCUGUGGGGGCUGUGGGGGCUUGUUUCUGAGGGGCUGAGUUUGAUUCUCAGGAAGGUAGGAACAGACUGAUGGACCACAUGAAAUGUGUCUAUGAGCACUUUGUCCCCAGAACUGUCCCACACCUUGUGUGUCCUUGUUGAGUGAGACAGUUUGAUGAUAUAUUGCUGAAGACAAUGACUGAUCCUUGUUUACAGUGCAGAAUAAAGACCACCCCCUGCUCAUCCAGGAGGGGUCCGUCUGUUAGCCACGACUCAGCAGACCCUAAAGCUGCACAAAAAUCUGUAAAUGUAUAAAUACUGAAAGUAUUUUUCCUUUGUAUAAGCACUUUUUUACCAAACAUGUUUGUAACUAAGUCCAGUUUUUCUACAUUGUUGUUUCCUGUCUGAAAGGCUUCACAGCCAGUCGUCCCGUGUGCUCCGGUGUCGGCUGCUUCACUGCUCCGUCACUGCUUCACCUGGAAAACACGUCUCAGGGAUCAUUUCCAUCAAACCUCAUGCUGUCCUUUCCCUCAGCUUUAGUUUGUUCCACAGGAGGAUCACAGAGCACCCAGGCUGUUCCUCAGAGGCCCACAGAAACACAGUCCUGAUCAGUUUCAUGAUGAACACAGGAAACUAAGAGAAACAGGAGUAUGAGUCAAAGUUUAUCAAUCAAAGAUUAAACAGGUUGUUGGACAAAAUAAUAAAAGAAUGAGAAGAUUUAUGUUUAUGGA
Molecule: messenger RNA, 4779 nt
Organism: Austrofundulus limnaeus
Lineage: Eukaryota; Metazoa; Chordata; Actinopteri; Cyprinodontiformes; Rivulidae
Gene: zfta
Product: zinc finger translocation associated
Biological process (GO): negative regulation of DNA-templated transcription
Source: RefSeq, a predicted model, not a curated record